Messenger RNA from Malurus melanocephalus (red-backed fairy wren), 2024 nucleotides. It is a transcript of the gene B3GNT2, whose product is annotated as UDP-GlcNAc:betaGal beta-1,3-N-acetylglucosaminyltransferase 2. Bases 384 to 1577 code for a protein of 397 amino acids. Gene Ontology annotation, cellular component: membrane. Gene Ontology annotation, molecular function: hexosyltransferase activity. The transcript is spliced from 2 exons. Lineage: Eukaryota; Metazoa; Chordata; Aves; Passeriformes; Maluridae. The record is from RefSeq and is a predicted model, not a curated record.
CAUAAUAGGUAAAACUCACUAAUCUCCCCAGAGAUUGUUCCUAAUGAACACAGUGUCACUGGUAGUCAAAAAAAUUUAUUAUUAUUGCCUGGAAGCUGCUCCUGAAAUUUUUAAAUACUUCUCCUGAGUAAUGAAGGUGCUGCUGGGGAGAUCAGUGGAGUUUGCUCAGAGAAGAAGCAGUGUUUGGUGAGAAAUGAGAAGUGGGUAAAGCGGUGUGGUAUUCUGUGCUGGCAGGUCUGGGCAGUUGUCUGUAUGAAUAAGUCACAGCGAAUAUAGAGGGGAACAAAAAGCAGGAUCUGAGUCUUCAUCUUGCCUGCCCAUCAGACUCCUUGGAGAACCGAGCCUGUCGRAGGAGUGCUGCUCCACGGUGACUUAUAUGAGAAAUGAGUGUUGGACGCAGAAGAUUAAAGCUGCUGGGAAUUCUGAUGAUGGUAAACAUUUGUAUUUAUGUGAUCGUGGAAGUCUCGAAGAGUGGCAGCCAAGACAAGAAUGCGAAAGGCCGUGUUGUUAUACCCCGUAGCAAAUUCUGGAGGAAGUACACUCCUCACAAAGCUUAUUGGAACAAACAGCAACAGAAGCUUGAGCUGCUCUACAACCCCAUCCUGUCCUUGCUCUCCAAUAUGACUGUGGAGGAGAACUUGAUUUUUAACCUGAGUGCUCUCAGUUCCUGUGAGCCUGACCCCUCGGUGCACUCGGAGGUUAGCGACUUUGCAAACUUGCCAGACAGAUUCAAAGACUUCCUCCUCUAUUUGAGGUGUAGAAAUUACUCGUUGCUAAUUGAUCAGCCAAACAAGUGCGAACAGAAACCUUUCCUGCUGCUGGCUAUUAAGUCACUUAUACCCCAUUUUGAUAGAAGACAAGCAAUUAGGGAAUCCUGGGGCAGGGAAAUCCAAUCAGGGGAUGUGACGGUCAGAAGGGUCUUCUUACUUGGACAGACCCCACCGGAGGAUAAUUUUCCUGAUCUUUCACACAUGAUUAAAUUUGAGAGCGACACCCACCGAGACAUUCUCCUCUGGAACUACAGAGACACUUUCUUCAACCUGACUCUGAAAGAGGUGCUGUUUCUGAAGUGGGUCAGCAGCAGCUGUGCAAACGUCCAGUUUAUUUUUAAGGGUGAUGAUGAUGUUUUUGUGAAUACCAAUCAGAUCCUGGAUUACUUGAAGAGCUUAUCAAAGGAAAAAGCCAAAGACUUGUUUAUAGGUGAUGUGAUCAAAGAUGCUGGACCUCACAGAGAGAAAAAAUUGAAGUACUACAUCCCAGAAAGCGUUUAUGAAGGUUCGUACCCSCCGUACGCGGGAGGCGGCGGGUUCCUGUACUCUGGUGAUCUGGCACUGAGACUGAAUAAUGCAUCUGACCAGGUACUCCUCUACCCUAUCGAUGAUGUUUAUACUGGAAUGUGCCUUCAGAAGCUUGGGCUUGCUCCGGAAAAACACAAAGGCUUCAAAACCUUUGAUAUCGAGGAGAAAUACAGAAAUAACAUCUGCUCCUACACAAACUUAAUGUUAGUGCAUAGUAGAAAACCCCAAGAAAUGAUUAGGAUUUGGACACGCUUGCAAGACCCACAUUUAAAUUGUUAAAAUCAUGUGCAUAAGUGUCUUAAGCCCAGAAAACUUUMCAAGUUUGGAUCACUGAAGCUCUGUUUAAUAGCUAAAUUUUCUGUGUAAACCUUUUCCUGUACUUCUGAAAAUGAGAGUAAUCCUAAAAUUUGAAGGGAUGGCUUGAAGACUUGGUCCUGACUUUUCCACUGUCCUGGUGGUCAUUAUGUUUCAAUAUUGGUUUUAAUUUUAAAAAAAGUCUCUGAGGACRUAACUAGCUGACAGUGAAUGGUGAACUGUGCUGGAAGCAGGGAUUGCCUACCACAAUGCAUCUUUCAUUAAUCGUGAUGGUGGAAGAUAAUUUUCCCUUGAGUAGUGUUCAUGUGUGGAAACCACUGUAAAUUGAAAAUACACAAAUUGGAGGAAUGUAGUUUUACUUUUAGAUAUGAUACGCUUAUGAGACUUUAAAUUUUGAGGUUUUGUUUUUUU